Molecule: messenger RNA, 8542 nt
Organism: Caenorhabditis auriculariae
Lineage: Eukaryota; Metazoa; Nematoda; Chromadorea; Rhabditida; Rhabditidae
Source: the annotation of a GenBank genome assembly
AUGAAAGCGUACUGCAUUCCCCAUUUCUCCGACCAGGCUGUCUAUGGAGCUCCUUUGGUCAAAUCUCGAGCUUCCGUGUCGUCGUCGUCGUCGCCGCUUCUGAAGGCCUACGAAAUCGACGUUUCGGACGAGUCUCUGGCUCAGAAUGCGAGCCAAGCCUCGGCUCGAAAUGAACUGCCUCUCAUUGUGAAGCCUUUGAGGAAGUUCAUCUCCAACUCUGCAAAAACUCUAGAACCGGCAGUUCCCCCACCGCGUCUUGUGCGUCGGACGACUCUGAAAGAGCAGCCAACUAGAGAUCCAGCACCCGAAGUCCACAGUAACUUCUCGCUGCCGCGGAACUUCCGCAGACCAACAGUUCUUCAUGCCGCAGAACGCGUCGACCUCAACACAAUACCGUUCAUCGACGAUGACGAGCCUCCUUCUUCGAAAGGGUUUGGCCAGACGGCCCCAACAGUCCCGCGUCCAUCGAUCCCCUGCCAGCCAAGGCUCAGCACCACUACGACGGCUCAAAGGGCCUAUGUGACUCCGUGGCAGCCGACCAGCACCUACUUCGAUUACCAUCGUCGUGAAGACUCGGGCUAUCGUUCAACGGAAAGCAUCAACCGCAAAUUGCCAGAAACUUCUGUGUCCAAGGAGAAAAUCGGUCUCGACGACGAGGACGAAUUGGAUGGCGACUUCGACUGGGGCGAUGAAUAUCUGAACAGGUGUCAAUCGUUGCUUUCAUAUUCGCCGCGUAAUCGCUAAUAAUUCUCGCCAUUCUCCGAAAAGCUUCAAGCCAAAGAAAAAUACAUAUUUUUUGAAUCUGUUUCCUUCGUUUAGUAAAUGAGACUUUUUCAGUCGCCGAUGCAGUUUGGUGCUCAGAACGCAGACGUCUCUUCGCGUCAAAACAAUCAUCGGUUUGGCUUUUUUCUCAUCUUUUAUAUAUUCUAAAAAGAAAAAUAGAAGCUAGGGAAGUACAUGAACUACUCCCUUAAAACAAUAUUUAAAAAGCGUCCAACAAAAAAAAUAUUUUUUCAGAUAAGUUACUAAACUCUUCCGGCCGAGAUCAAAGAAGAGCUCUUUUCUCAUUGAAGCAAAUAUUCCAGGUUUGUUGAAUUUUUCUUUCUAGGCUUCUUGUUGAAUUUUUCAACCAUUGCUUAGAAUUUUUUUUCUCGAAUAUUCUAUAUUUCAUGAGAAUGAAGAGGAUUUUGGAACUAGAAUGCGUAGAUAACCUCCGACUGCGCGUGUCCAGUCGGCCGUGAAAUUUUCCAAACGAUUUAGAAAUUUGAAACGCUCAACAGAUCCGCUUUGAGAGACUGAAAGCCGGAGAUUUUUCAACAAAUUUUUGCAGGAUGACCAGGAUUUGGUGCACGAGUUUGUACAGAAUGCGGGACUCGACUGUAUGAUCCGUCUGGGGAAAACCGCAGAUCAGAACCAUCAGAACUAUAUUUUACGAGGUCCGUUCUUCAUAUGAAAACUAGUAAAUUCAGAAAAUGACGAUUUCCGAGUUUUCAAAUAGUUUUUACUGGGAAAAUCUUUUCUUUUUUUCCGGAAAUUUUGAAGUUUACAAAAAUAGAUUAUUUGAACCCAUUACUGUUGGUACACAGAUUCCGAUAAUUUUUUUUUUCAUUUUGAAACUAUUUUCUCUUCUUUUCUUAACUUAUGAAUCCACGUUUAUUUUUCACGAAUACAUGGGAAAAGUGAAAAUCUGUUAGUGUCAAGAUUCAUCCUUUUAUUGUAGUUUUCAUCACUGCUUGAAAAAAAAACCCAUUUCUUGCUUCAUUUUGUGAAGCUUCAUAGUAAAAAGGAGAAGUCUGAUUUCUGGAAGAUUCUUUUUGCUAUCAGGAUCCGUAAGAAAUCACCGUACUUUCGUUUGUGUUUUUACAACACAUUUUGCUUAAAUUUGCGAAUUUUCCUCCAAUAAAUAAACUUCGAAAUCUUUCUAGGAAUUUGAAAGAAUGGUUUCAGCACUCGGACAGCUAAUGUUGUACGUCGACGGCAUGAACGGCAUCAUCGCUCAUAAUGCCACGAUUCAAUGGCUUUACGAACUCCUCGAUUCCCCGGUACCUUUUUUGAUGCGUUUUUUGUCUUUUCUGUCGUUGCUCUCAUGUAUUUUUCGUUUUGUUUUGUCCUUAUCGUCCGUUUAUUUCAGCUGUAUGAUGAAGAAGAGAGGAAGGAAAUGAGUCCUUUCCGUAUCGAAUGGGUAAGCAAAAGUAACUAUUGCAACAAAAAAAAAAUAGUGAAGUUAAUAGAUAACGAUAUUUGACAUAUAGUAUGUGUGCCAAGACUUGAAAUUUCACGGAACGACAUUCCGCUGUUCCGCUCCGUGCGUUCGCGAAGCGUCUAUCGAAUCUAGGUCACGCUUUCAAUUGAUUGUUAUUGCUUUGGGAAUAAAUGAAAGUAGAGUACCAUAAUAAACGUUAAAAAAAGUUAAGAGCGCGACCAAGGUUCGCAAAAGCGCGCAGCGGCACAGCGGAAUGUCGUUCGGUGAAAAUCCAAGUCGUGGUACACAGGCUAUAAAUUUUUAAUUAACUCCGAGUAUCACUGCAUGUAAAGUCCGAGGGACAUUCAAAUCAAGAAACAUAUCAUCAAGCAUGAUUUGUGAGUGUGCAUGUAAAUGUUCAGCGUGAAAAAGUCAUCUCUCAAUUUUCGAAAAGCUUGUUUCAGUUCCGCCUUGUCGUGAAGACAGCUCUGAAGCUUCUGCUCGUUUUCAUCGAGUACAACGACAACAACGCUCUGUUGGUCAUGUCGGCCAUUUCCAGCGUCGACAAGAGCAAAGGUAUGCUCAGAACGAAACAAAAGCAUAUUUGAAAGUUUGCAGGACAAGCUGACUGGUCGGGACUGAUGAAGGUGAUUUCGGAGAAAGACUCGCCAGAUGCUGAAACCCUCGUCUACGGCAUGACUGUCAUCAACAAAGCCCUCAAUGGAAUCCCGGAUCGAGUGAGAAAAUCGCGAAGUUCUCCGAAAAAUCGCUUUCUUCAGGAUACUUACUACGACGCGGUCGACACCCUCGACACUCUGGGAAUGGAAGAAGCCAUCAAAACGAUGAGCAGGUAACUGAAUGACUGACCAUUGAACUUUGUCUCCAAAAAAGUAAAAUUUCUCAAAGUUAUUUAUUUAUUUUUGAACCUGUUUCAUUAUGUAAAAUAGUUUCAAACCGGAAAUAGAUUUUGACAGAAGAAAAAAAAAUUGUUAACACCGUUGAAAGAGUCAAAAACAAGUCAAAAUUAGGCACAUUCUUCAAAAAAAGUAUAACUUUCUUUCUCUUUCUCUCAAGUUCUUGAUAAGUUUUGAAGAAAGAGACAAAUUUUACUCGAAAAUGACCAGCAUAAAAAAUAAGAAAAAUGGAAUUUUUUUGGUUUUUUUUUCCCAAUUUUUUGUCCCCACGAUCCAUGAAUUCUUUACUUUGAUCCAUUCAAAAAGUUGAACCGGAAGUGAACUUAGAAAUGUUCCGAUAUUGAAUUGUAAGAUUGACAAAAUAAUCAUUUUGUUUUCUGUUACAAGAUUUCUACGCAGAAAAUCAGCUUCAUCCUAUGCUUCUCCUAAUUUUCACAGUUACACCACUUUUCCAGGUCGAACAACCGGGAGCUUCAGGAGCAAUGCCGGCUGUACGAGAGGGAGCUGAAGGAGGAGGACGAGCGGGAGGAGAGCGACGAGGAUCUCAACGUCAAAAUGCGGUCAGCUUUGUCGCCAACUUAGGGAAAUUCCAUUCUUAUCAGCUGCCGAGAAAAUGGCUGAUUAGAAGACCUAAUCAGUUAGUACUCGCAUCAUUUCGACCUCUCUUAUUUGCCUUUUGUUCUACCAAACCAAUAAUCCUUCUAAGCUUACCGUUUGUCGUUGUAGUAAGAUCAUACUAUGCUCUUGAGGUCUUUGCGAGUGAAAAUAAGUGAACUUUGAUAAACUAACCCUUUUCGAAUGCCAUCUGUUUUUUCCUUCUGACUCAAAAAAGCAUGUGGAAGACGAGUGUGAAUAGUUGCAGACCACAGCCAGGCUCCCAAAUGACGUCACCAACAGAGUACAACCCGUCAGACAAAAGUAAAUCUUCACUGAGGAGCUCUGUGCGCCGUCCGAGCCAGGAGUCUCAAGGCUCCUCUGUGACGAGCGAUCCUCCGCCGGAGGACCCGCGCAUCUCGUCCAGCUCUCCUGGAGCAUCCUCCCCCUCUAGCUGCGCUGAGGAAACGGCGUCCAAGUCGACGCCCCAAGAGCGGAAGCCGUCGCGGCAGACGACGCACGAAAUGCCUGAGGACAUCGAGACCGCCCUGCAACGGCUAGAAAGAGCUCUGCAACAGCGUCGCGAAGCCGAAAGGGCCAAAAAAGAAGAAGAGGCGGCCAGAAUCCGCGAACAACAGGACCGCGAGCAACUUCUUUUGCAGGAGAUUCAGAUGAAGCAGCAACAAAGGUUUCUUUAUGUUUUUUUCUUCCACAAAAAGACUGAGGAUUGUUCUGAAGCAUCAAAAGUUCAACCACUAAAGACUGUAGUCUACAGACCCGUUAUAUUUUUCGGCUAUUUCUUUGUGUUUUUGAACUUUCCUCGAUUUUUUUGCGAAAACACGUUGGCAUGUUUUUUUUUCGUUGCCGUCGGAAGGCGCAUGUAAAUUAAACUUAAUAUUAGAACUUUGCUAACUCCGAAUGCGUUUUUUAAUUGGAAGAUGUGAGAUUGUUUUUCCAAGAAAGUAUUUUUGUAUUAUUAAUAUACUGGAGUUCUUCAUGAAAUGCUUAAAAUUAUCUUUCUAUACUUCUUGAAUACUCGAAAAAUAUAAAAGCAUCCGUUCUUGAUAACUAAAAAGUUAAGCAGGUUUGACUUUCAGAUCCUUUUUCUAGUCAAUAUAAAAGUCUUCCAGUAGAUUACUUUUUUUAUCAAUUCAGUAUUCAAAAAGCGAAAAAAGAGAGUCGAUGAUAAUUCUUAAUCUUCUAGAUAUGCACAAGAAGUCGCGUCGACGACAACUCCUGCUGUUGAAGACAAAAAAGCAGCCAUGCGUCGACGGCACGACGACGCAAGAAGACGUCAGCAGGAACACCAACAGUUCAGCAACAAUCGCAGCGUCUUCAACAAAUCUCCGCAAGAGUUUGUGUUUUCGCUGAGAAACUCAACCUGAUCUGAAUUCAGAGAAGCGAGGGUGCCGAUCGAGCCUUCUAGUGCGUGGAAAGGGCCGAAAGAAGUCCUGCACGAUCCUCAACCAGUCGGUUCAGUCUCCGUUUGCCUAAUUUGGCGAAAUAUUUUCAGACGACAUCAAAAGCAAAUGAAGAUUUAACGUCUGCGAUGAGCAAGCGUAUUCCCGAGCCAAUUCAAAUCCCCAACGAAAACCAAGAAAACGUGAUUCCCAAGGAAAAUGAAGAGUUCAAAGCGGUUAGUGGAUAUGAGUCGUUUUUAUCAUUAAAAUGGCCUUGGGACUGGUCGAUACAUGGAAAAAUAAUCGAAAAAGCUGGAUCUAAAGCCUUCGCAAUUUUAAAAUGUUAUCUGUCUCCAACUUCAAUGCGGAAAACAACUUCAAGUCCCAGCGGGAAUGAAAUAUGGAUAGAUAAACUCAAACCUCAUUUUCAACAGAUCAACCAAAACUUUUUUUUAAAUGAUAUUACCCACAUUAUGGAGCUUUCUUGCAGGUGAAAGCACCGCCUCCAUCGUUUCCCACCCUCUUUUCUCCGACGGAAAGCAAAACCAUGGAGUUCCCGGAAGUUCAAGCUCCUCCGAAAGAAGAAGAAAAAGCGCCACCCCCUCCACGAGCAAAAGUACAUUUUUUGAUUACUUAAUCAAUAACAUUUAAGUGAGAAAGUUCCAGACUCAUGUAGAAAUGUUUGUCACUCACUUUUUAUGUUGGAUUCGAUUUCAGAUAGAACCUGCGUCGAGCGGGCCUGGAGGCUUCGCGGAAAUGCUGCAGAAGCGAGCUGCGCGAUCAGCCGAAGCCAAUCGAGGCGUCUUCGAGAAAAAAGAAAGCGAGGCGGAAACACAAUGGAAGAAGGCCGCUGAAAACUUGAAAUCGCGGCCGUUGAUCAUCAACGACCUCGACUUCAGCGAGUUUCACGCUGACGAGUUCGAGCAGGACCCGCUGAUGCUGGCCCGCCUGGCGCAGGUAGCCGAGUCUCGUGCCAACGGCGGUCCCAUGAUACAUGCGGGCGGAGGAGCACCGCCACCUCCACCGCCGCCACCUUCUGCCAUACCUCUGCCUCCACGACGUGAGCUCGUCUUAUUUUCACUCUAGACUAGCACUUUUUCAGUGAUGGGAAACGGUUCGAUACCAGUAGCUCCGCCUCUAGGGAUCAUUCCUCCGCCGCCGCCGAACCUCUCCAACGGCUUCCGAGCACAUGAUAUCAGUCCAGCCGCACAGAACAAGGGAGUCUUGAAGAUGCAUUGGAAGGCUGCCACCGUUGAAGCGCCCCCGAUUCCCUCUUUGAAACAAAAGGUGGGACCUGAUAAUUUUUUCUGAAUAUGAACUCUUCAUACUAGGGUACUUUCUGGAAUAACGUCGAUAGAACUGUCCCUUCCUUCGACGCCAACAAGAUUGUGCAGCUGUUUGAAACGAAAAAAGAGAAGGAGUCGACGGUGAAGAAAGUCGCAGAAACGAAAACCCAAGUGCUUUCCGUAUUGUCCCUCAAAAGAUCACAAGCCAUCAACAUUGGCCUCACAAAACUGCCGCCUAUUUCCGUCAUUCCUGCCGCGAUAAUGGUUUGGUUCACCUCUAAUCAACUAUCAAUUCUUAAUGGAUUCAGAAGUUCGACUCGCUCGUUCUCAACAAGGAAAUGAUUGAGAAGAUCUUGAAGACGAUGAUGCCGGCCCCGAAAGAAGUGGAAGAAAUUGAAAACAAAGCAGCGGAAAAUCCUGAAAUGACCUUGGUAGGACUUUUAAAUUCAGUCUCACAAUCACUCCUUUACUUUCAGGGCAACGCCGAGCAGUUCCUGCUAAAACUUUCUCAGAUUCCAUGUCUUUUGGAACGUCUCAAGCUUUGGCUUUUCACUCUGGACUACAAGAACGCGGAGAAAGACAUUGCCGAGCCUCUGAUGGAUCUUCAGCUGGCGAUGAAGGAAAUGGAAGAGUCGAAGACGUUCAAAGUCGCCAUGGGCAUGCUUCUCGCCAUCGGCAACUCGCUCAGCGGCACCGACGUAUUUAUUCUUUCGCCUUAUCUCAAAGUGGAUUCGAUUUUAGAUCAAAGGUUUCUACCUGGACUACCUGACAAAGGCUUCCGAAGUCAAGGACCCCGUCUACAAACACACGCUCACUUAUCAUCUGGCCGAGUACAUGGUCGAGCAUUUCCCCGAGGGAACCGACCUCUACAGCGAGCUCGGCGCCGUCGCUCGAAGCGCCAGGGUCAGAAUCGCGUGGGAGCCUGCAGAAUUAAUAAAUGCGAUUUUCCAGGUCGAUUACAAGGAGCUGCUCGACAAUGUGAUUCGGCUCGAGAAAGAGUGCAAGGCGAGUUGGGAAUGCUUGACCAUCAUCAGCAAGAACGACAACUCCUCGAUGCGUCAGAAGAUCAACGACUACCUCGCCGACGUCGCCCAACGCAUCCAUCAGCUCAAGGCCAUCUACACUGUCACUAAAAAUCGGUACCUGGGUAAACUUUUGAUGUGUCUAAAUAUUUUUUAAGAUGGCACGCAUUUUUGCUCUACUUUGGCUACUCUGUCGAUGAGAUUCCGAACCAGAAUCCCAACGAGGUCUUCAAGAUGGUCACCGAGUUUGCACUCGAGUACCGAACUACUCGCGACAAGAUUCUGCAGCAAAGGAAGCGGAUGGCCGAGAAGCGAGAGCGUAAUAAAACGAGGUAGACUCCAUUCUUGAAAUGGCUGUGCUGCGUUUUGGCGCGAAUUCAAAAACACCUGAUUUUUGAAAUUUCGCAAACCUUUCCUGUUGAAACAUCAUAUAAAGCCGCUGAUGAUCAUCAAAAACGUUUGCAGAGGAAAAAUCUGGGCUCUGGAAGGAACUUCGGGCGAAGGUAACGAAUCCUCGCCAAUGAGACGAAGACAAGCUCCGCCGGUGGCCGUCGUCGACACUCGACAGCGUCACGAGGAGAUGUCACGGAUGCUGAGCACGACUUCUGAAGGCAGCGACGGCACGCUCAGACGACGUGCACCUCUCGGAGGCAGGACCAACCCCGUCGUAGCGCCAAAAGGUUCGGGGUAGACAACCUAGACCUGCCCACCGAAAGGUUCUAGAAAUGAAUGACAACGGCGCCGAAUCACCCGAAGACGAGAUUCUGAACGGGCUGGUCAAGGCGGCGACGUUGCAGACAGAGUCACGCGACCACCGCCGUCGAGCUCGGCAGUUCAACCGAAAAUCUCGUGCGUUCUUUUCCUGUUUUGGGUCUCUUGUUAAUAGAGACUUUGAAGGGUCUAGACGUUCGAAUGUAGAAGUCUAAAUUGUUCCGACAAAUUCUCAGAAAAUUCUAGAAUGUCCAGUUUGAUGGCCAGACGUUUCAUACACAUCCAGAACCUUCUAGCUCAAAAUUUCUUGGCAUCACUACAUAUUGAAAUGCACAGCGUCACUCGAUUUGAAGAGAAAACGUUUCAAAUUGCAGUUCGAAGGACACGAACUCUGAAGCUGGUGGACGGACAACUGGAGACUUGCAACUAUUAA